ACAGAAAAUACACUGACGAUGUUCGUGUGCAUUGGUGCAGACUUUCUCAUUAACUUUGUGCAUAUAUUCGGUCCGUUUAAUACUUAACGCCCAGUGGGUCUAGUGUCCCUUUGUAAAGAAGGGUCAUUAGCUGGGGAAUGUCGUCACCGGGCGCUGCUCCAGGCAAAGUAAAGGCAGUCACCGCUCGCCUGGUCCCGGAUUGUGUUUCCAGCCUCGCUGCAGCAGCCAGCAGAGCGCUCUGAGCUCUAAUGCUGCCUGUAGUUGCGGGAACUACACGGACAUAACCGGGCGCUCGUAGUGCGACGCUGCCGGAACAAGACUCCGAUCGCUGGUGCACGGCGCGUCUCGGCUGAAUCGGAACCGGAGAAAGUCUCCGAUUGCGCCGAAAGGGUGGCUUCUUUUUCUUUUUUACAGCAUUUCCCCUUUCUCUGAUAGGAAGUGGCCGCGCGAAACACUUUAACCGUGCGUUGCACCAGGGAAAGGAAGAGAACGGCGAGCAUGGCUUCAUCUCCUUGCGGCACUAACGUUAGUAACUUUGAUUCCGUUGAGAUUAAAACUCGGUCGGUGGAGCAGACGCUCAUUCCGCUGGUGUCCCAGAUUACCACCCUGAUCAAUCACAAGGACAAGCCCAAGAAGACCGAGAAGACCCUCAGGGCCGUGCAGAGGGUGGGCCAGGCUGUCGGUGUGGCCGUGGGUCGCUUCGUCACUGUGGGUGAAGCCAUCGCCGCGGAGAAUGAGGAGCUGAAGGACGAGAUGGGCCUGGCCUGCUUCGAGGCACGGAGGGCAGGUGAUGCCAUUGCCCAUCUCACUGACGUGGUGAGCGCCGAUCAGCCAGAGUCUGAUGGGCGGACCACCAUCUUCAGCGACAAGAUGGCCAUGGUGAAGGCUGCCAGGAUGCUGCUCUCAUCCGUGACCAAAGUUCUUGUGCUGGCCGACCGCGUCGUCAUCAAGCAGAUCAUCACGUCUCGCAACAAGGUUCUCGUCACCUUGGACCACCUGGAGAUGGUCAGCAGCUUCCAGGAGUUCGUGCAGAUCUUCAGCCAGUUCGGAAACGAGAUGGUGGAGUUCGCCCACCUGACGGGAGAUCGGCAGAAUGACCUGAAGGACGACAAGAAGAAGGCCAGGAUGGCAGCAUCGCGGGCGGUGCUGGAGAAGUGCACCAUGAUGCUCCUCACCGCGUCCAAGACCUGCCUGCGGCAUCCCGACUGCGAGUCUGCAAGUGUCAACAAGGCUGCCGUCUUCCACCGCAUGCGGCACGCGCUGGAGCAGGUGAUCGAGAUCGUGACCGACGCCCGGGGAGGCAGCGAGGCACAGCUCCUGCCCAUCAGCAUCUACAUGGGGAUCAAGGACUUCAAGGUAAGGGUAGAGCACUUGCGGGAGACCCUGUACAGCCAGUCCCAGGAGAGCCUGGCCUCACAGCUAGAGGGCGUCGUAGAGCAGACUGAGGACUUCACAGACUCUGCCUACACCAGCCACGAGCACCGCGAGGGAAUCCUGCAGCUGUGCCACGCCUCCAGGCAGGAAUUGCAGCAGCUGACUGCCGACUGGACGCAUGCGCAGUCUUUCAACGCCAUGGAAGCCACUGAGCAGAUGGAGCUGUCCAUCCUGAAGAUCUGCCAGUACAUGAACAAGCUCAGGUGUGAGCUCCAUAAAGCGGCUGUGGGACGCGCAGCGGACCUGCUGAAGUGCCACGCUGAGCAAGUUGUUCCGAAGGCCCUGAAAAGAUCCGGAGGCGAGGGCGACUCGGAAGCGGUGGCCGAGUUCUCGCGCAAGCUGACCGAGCAGAAGGAGCAGCUGGUGGAGGCGUGCCGGCUCCUGCGCCACAUAUCUGGGACGGAACCACUUGAAAUCACCUGUAUACAUGCUGUGGAUGCCUUCCAGGUCAUUGGGCCACAGAUCAUCUCUGCAGUGCAGACCUUGGCACUUCACCCCACCAGCAAGAUUGCCAAGGAGAACCUGGACGUGUUCUGUGAAGCCUGGGAGUCGCAGCUCAAUGACAUGGCUAUCCUGCUGCGGGAGAUCAAUGAUGUUUUCGAGGGCCGGCGAGGAGAUAAGAAAACCUACUUAUCGCUGCCGAGACCUGGGAAACAUUCAGCAAAGAUGGCAAAGGCUGCCAAGCUCGACUCAGAGGAGCAGACCACCAUGGCCAAGCUGGGCCUGGAGCUGCGGUUGCUCACGUCCGACGUGGACAUGGAGAGUGAGAAGUGGGAGGAGCAGGAGCACGAAAUCUUGCGACAGGGACAGAACCUGUCCAGUAUGGCAUACUCCAUAUACCUAUUUACCAGAGGGGAAGGCCUUCUGAAGACCACGCUGGAUCUGUUCCACCAGGCAGAGAUGUUUUCUGAGGAGGGCUUUCAAUUAUGCUCGUCUCUUCGGGCCUUUACCGCACAGCUGGGAGAUGAUGAACAGACCCUCAUAAUUUUGGAGACUGAAAAGCUGAUGACUUUGUGCCAACAACUACAGAUGACAGUAAAGACCCUGGUGCAGGGCAAGGCUGCCACAUUCCAGAAGGUUGACUGUUCCAUACAGACUAUCAGAAGCAUCAUGACUGUCGUGGUCUACCUCCUUCAAGUCUGCAACAGGCUCGUUAAGAAGAUUCAGUUCAGGUCAGAUGUUAGCAGCCUGAGCUCCCCAGGAAGCUGGAGAGAUAGACAGUCCCCCAUGAAAGACGACCCGCUGCAUGGGAGAAACGCCAACGGCUUCGGGGUCAAGUCUCUGGAGCAACACAUGGCCAGCCUGACCUUCCUGGAGAGCAAGUAGUCCAGCGCCACUCUCAUGGGGAGCCUCGGAGUAUCCACUGCUGAGCGCCACCCUCGUUUCCCCAGCAGGGGGCGCCGUGUGAAGCUCCGGGCUUGUCGAUUGGUUCUGCAUCGAUCACUGUGCAUUGAGAGCAUCGCUUUGUGACGUGCCUGUUGUGUCUCCCACGACCAUUAGCCAAAGCACGGGGAAGAAUAUAAAAUGCAGAACUACGCAUGCAGUUUGCUAACUGGUCUUUAACCCCUUUUUUUACCCUAGUAAAUGCUGUCAAACAGCCUUACAGACACGUGCAGUCGUCUCACCCCCUAAUCGUCUUGAUUUUACGUAACCGGCCGAGUCCAAUUCGCCCGUGACUUCCGGCUGCUUACAUCACUGGUGGGUUUUCUAGCACUAAUCAAGGGUGACAAUCGGAAUCAGGCAUGAAACUCACGGGGGCACGGGAGAUUCGCCGGCGCCUCCCACAGUACUCUUGUGCAUUUUAAUACCAAACAGGGAGGCACUGCACAACAUGAUUAUUUUUUUCUGUUACAUUUGACACAAUGACAUGUCAGGUUUGUUAACCAAAAGGGAGGACUUGUAACUUUUUUUUAAUGUUUAAAGGAUGCUGUGGAGUUUGUAAAGGAACUGAGCGUCUCUACUAAAAACAUAAGGACUCUCUCCCCUUCAAGACGAAGCAAUUGCAUCGGAACAAUAAAGCUUAGCGUCGUAUUUCACUGCUGAUAAUGUCACGUACUCCAGAUCUUGUUCCACUAUCUAAAGUGGCAUCACAGAACUUUCGAUACUGGUACUGACUCAUAGGUACAAAAGCUCACCGUUUGAAUAAAGACCCACUUGAAAACCCAAAAAAAAAGUAUCACGGAUAAACUGAAUUUUAGAAAAGAGUGAUAUAGUCUCCUAUGUGUGGAUGUAGCAGUAUUAGAGGGAUGUCCUAUUGGAAUAUUACACUUUUGAUAUGUGAAAUGACGAAUUAGCCAAUGAAGCGAAACAUUUUCAUUACUUAUGGCUUUAUGUUAUUUCUGUACACACAUACUGACUUUAUGGAACUUACACUGAAACAGAUUGGUAUUUCUUACAUGUGAACACACAUUUAUGUGUACAUCCAUACUGUAGGACUGCGAACUGCCUUAAUCCGACCUUUUAAACAUGGUGUGCUUGUAUUUCAUGCAGUCAGACACUUAGUGUGACCUUACAUCCGAGUGCAAGCUGUUGUGCCUAAGAUGAACAUUGGGCCUCAACGGUAGGCUGGCCUGACAGUGGGUACUGAACAAGGUGAAUGUAUUGGACUUCGGACAUAUUUAUUUUUCUAAGUAAAUCCAUUUAUUUUCUUUUACCUUUCCCAUAAGUCUGUACAUGUUUAACUUUUCAAAUAAAAGGUCCUUUACUCGUAA
Molecule: messenger RNA, 4145 nt
Organism: Brienomyrus brachyistius
Lineage: Eukaryota; Metazoa; Chordata; Actinopteri; Osteoglossiformes; Mormyridae
Gene: ctnnal1
Product: catenin (cadherin-associated protein), alpha-like 1
Biological process (GO): cell adhesion; Rho protein signal transduction
Molecular function (GO): actin filament binding; cadherin binding
Source: RefSeq, a predicted model, not a curated record